This is a messenger RNA of [Candida] anglica, 948 nucleotides long. The record is from the annotation of a GenBank genome assembly. NCBI's taxonomy places the organism in Eukaryota, Fungi, Ascomycota, Pichiomycetes, Serinales, Debaryomycetaceae.
CCUACCAGUUUAAAUCGCCUUUAAACAUGUCGUUGUCACAACUGUUGGUUCCAUUCCUUCCUCUGAAAUUCGUUGGAUACUUGCCCCUUUACAUAGGUGUAGAGCUUAUUUUAGGUAUAGCCAUUCUUAAUAAAGUUUCUGGGGCUUAUGGUAUUGUAUCAAUCUUCACUGGACACCCAAUAAAUUUCUGGCAAUGGCUUUAUAAUAUGCUUGCCAUCAUAGUGUUACCAAUAUACAUCUCCGCACUUUCUCAUCUUCAAACAAGACCUCUGAAUGUCCGUAAGGUAUCAUUAGCUUGUUUGAUAUUUGUGGCUGAUACAAUCAUUGGUGUAUUUUAUACCAUUUAUUUUGUUUCAUUUUGGUUUAGUCAUGAAGAUAAUGUUCCUGCUGAAGAAUCUGUUCAACCUUUAACUUCUCAAUCUGCAUCUGAAGCUAGAGAAUUGUUUGUUACUUCGAGUACUACCCUUAUUAUUACCUUCAUUCGUUUUUAUUUCACUUUGGUAAUUAUUUCAUUCACUAGAGCAUUGUUGAAACAAAAUGCUAGUCAAAGACUCGUUGCUGAAGAUGAAGAAGAAGCCAUUAAUCAACCAGGAAAGUUGGCUAAGAUGAAGAAGUUUAUUCUUGGGUGGGAAAUCAGAGCUACUGAAUACCUCGGUGAUUUAUUUAGAUAGAAUGCAUAGUACACAAGGACUUAAAAUUAUUUAAUGUCUAAUGAGAUUUAAUAAAAUUUUCAAUGAAUGAAAUAUAAAGAGGUGGAACUAAUAUCUUGGUUGGAAUGUAGGGUGAGUGAUAGUCUGUUAAUAUAAUAGUAUCAAAGUUGUUGUAUAAUUGAUGGUUCAAUUGGUGGUAAUUGCUUCAUAAUGUAGCAUAACUAGUUUUUACUUACUAGUUGCUAGAUGUUGGUAUUCUCCUACAAUAUCUAACACUACACGUAUUCUACCCCCAAUG